AUGGAACCAGAAUAUCGACGACGCGGGCUUGCCGCACUGGUCGCAAGACGGCUGAUUGCAGCUCAGACAAGUCUUUUCGAUGAGGCCACUAGGAACCACGAGACAUCCAAGGACACCACUAUCCUUCCUCAGACCAUUUACUCGCAUGCUGAUGUCUCGGACAAGAACGUGGCUAGUCAGAAGGUUAUGGAAAACCUCCAAUCUAGAUCUUACACUCCCGGAAUAUGUCUGUGGCUUAAUCUCCUUCACUCCAUCGAUCGCAGCACCUUUGCCUUGCUUUCGAACCGAGCUGGUCAGCAGAUCAACAUGGCGACUGCUGUUAUCCCGCGGGAUGUGCACAUGAAAAACGCAGACGAAGCGGACAUGCAAGAUCGAAAGACAGCGGCGACAAAGGCAAUGCAGGAGGAAGACGAGGAUGUUGAGGAUGUGGACUUGAAAUCAAAAGCCCUGACCAAUCUUCUGAAGACGAGUGGAGUAUUUGUUGCAAUCAUGGCAGACAAGAUGAAAGAGCAACAGAGGCAGAACGCUGAAAAAGCACGGCGCGAGGCGACGAGGAAGAAGAACGCCGAGGCUAGGACGCAGGAAGUAAAAGGAACCACGAGGCGGUCUACCAGAGUACAGGUUGAUGGGGAGCACGACGAAAACGAGGUCAAGAGAGACGACGACCCGAAAGAGGCUCAGACGUCUAAGAAAAGUCGUGGCAGACCAAAGCGCGAGGACUCCAAGAAACAGAACGGUAGCAUUGUGGACUUUUUAGAUAAAGAUCAACUCAAGAAUGCUGAAGAAGGCCCAACAGUCCAAGAAGCGCUCGCGGAUGCUGCCGACGAGAUCGAGGAAAAAGGUGAGGGACUUGGUGCUCAGGAUCUCGUUGCGACCGAACAGCCAAAAUUGGUUACUGGCGGCAAAAUGCGUGAAUAUCAGCUUGAAGGUCUAGAGUGGCUCAAAACGUUAUGGAUGAAUGGCCUCUGUGGCAUUCUCGCAGACGAAAUGGGUCUAGGAAAGACUGUGCAGGCGAUAUCACUAAUUGCAUUCUUCAAGGAGAACAAUAUUGCAGGACCAUUCCUCAUCGCAGCGCCAUUGAGUACGGUAAGAAAUUGGAUUGAGGAGUUCAAAAGGUGGACCCCUGAGAUCAACACUGUGCUCUACCACGGCAGCAAAGAGGAACGAGCUGAAAUCAGAAAGAAGCACAUGAAAAUCCAGCAACAAGGUAAAUUCGAGUUUCCGGUAGUUGUGACCAGCUACGAGAUCUGUAUGAACGACAAGCAGUUUCUUGGCAAUUACAAAUGGAGAUACAUCGUGGUUGAUGAAGGGCAUCGCUUGAAGAAUAUGAAUUGUAAGCUGAUCAAGGAAUUAAUGACCUAUAAUUCUGCAAAUCGUCUACUCAUAACGGGUACUCCAUUGCAAAACAACAUCGCUGAGCUUUGGUCGCUGCUACACUUUCUGUUGCCUGAGGUCUUCAACGAUCUAGACAGCUUUGAACGUUGGUUUGACUUUUCAACUGUUCUUGACGACAAGGAGGAAGGAGAUGGCAAGUCCAAGAAGCGCAAGAACAACCUUGUUUCUACUAUGCAUGCAAUCCUCAAACCGUUCUUGUUGCGAAGAGUCAAGACGGAUGUAGAGUCCAGUCUUCCACCUAAAAGAGAAUACAUACUUUACGCUCCUCUCACAACUGAACAGAAGGAGAUCUACAAGGAGAUUCUGGCUGGAACGGCACGAUCGUACCUCGAAGACAAGGCAGUUGAGCGGAUAGAGGCUCGGUCGAGGACAGCAUCCCUCAAGCGCAAGGCAGAUGACAGUGGCAGGAACACACCUAUGAAGUCCAUCAAGACCGGCAGGGCUGCUACUCCAGCAACCAACGCCUCGCGUGCAGGUACACCAAACUCCGUAGCAUCAGUUUCUUCGACGAGACGAGGUCGGCAGAACGCACGCCGUAACUAUGAAGAGAUAGGAGAUGGAGAGUUCGACAGACGUCUGAGACAGAUCGAGAAAGGACAAGAUGCCGACUUGAAUGGCAACAAUGCGUCUUCCGAGGAGCCGGACUCUGACGAAGAAGCACUACAACAACGAUCCCGCACACUCAAACUCGCGAAGCAGGAGAUUGCGUCCAAAAAACUUCAAAAUCCCAUCAUGCAGGCUCGACUUGCUUGCAAUAGCCCUCACAACUUCUACUGGCCAUUCGCAUCCCACGAUCCUGAUAUCGACGAUGAGCUGGAUUUGACGCCUGUCGACGAGACCUUGGUGACAUCUUCUGGCAAGCUUCUUCUUCUCGAUACCCUUCUUCCACAGCUUCUAGCAUCUAAACACAAAGUCUUGAUUUUCUCCCAGUUCAAAACAACCCUGGAUAUCCUUCAAGCAUAUUGCGAAGAGCUGCGCAAUUGGUCGGUAUGUCGUAUCGAUGGCUCUAUCUCUCAAGAUGAGCGCUAUGAGCAGAUCACCUCUUUCAAUUCACCCAAGUCGAAGAACAAUGUCUUCCUUCUUAGCACCCGAGCGGGCGGUCAGGGAAUCAAUCUCACUGCUGCUGAUACUGUGAUUCUUUUUGACUCAGACUGGAAUCCACAGCAAGACCUUCAGGCUAUGGACCGAGCUCAUCGAAUCGGCCAAACCAGGCCAGUUAUCGUAUACCGCUUCGCCAGCCGGGGCACAGUCGAGGAAACUCUACUCCUCAAAGCAGACGCCAAGCGCAGGCUCGAAAAGCUCGUCAUCCAGAAGGGCAAGUUCAAGUCCCUCGUUGACGGUGUAGAUGCCAAAUCUCGCAAAUUGAAGGCUGGGGAUGUUGCAGUCGAGGACUUCAAAUCCGCUCUUGGUGCAGCAGGUGACGACUAUGACUUUGAGAAAUACGAUAUCUCUGACUUGGUGGCUGAGAAGGGCGGGAAACUACUUAGUGACGAGGAGUUGAAGAUUCUGACUGAUCGAAGACCUGAGGCAUACGAGAAGAUUGCAAGAGGCGAGAACAUUGGUGGCAGGGACCAAGCUUGGAAGGUUGCUGAGACGAAAAGCGAUGGUUUGGAAGAGCUAACGACGAGGAAGAACCCUAAAUAA
Molecule: messenger RNA, 3039 nt
Organism: Lithohypha guttulata
Lineage: Eukaryota; Fungi; Ascomycota; Eurotiomycetes; Chaetothyriales; Trichomeriaceae
Gene: IRC5
Product: putative ATPase
Exons: 2
Coding region: 1-3039 (1012 amino acids)
Cellular component (GO): nucleus
Molecular function (GO): ATP-dependent chromatin remodeler activity; DNA binding; ATP binding
Source: RefSeq, a predicted model, not a curated record